AUGCUACCCUAUUUGCUACUCUUCGCAUCAGUGGAAAAUGCAGCUGCCCUCAUAUGUCUGCAGUGCAAUGGAUGGCAAGGCGACUACCCUAUGAAAAGCUCCUCUCUCAAUCAGUGCAAUAACCUGAACAAUCAAUGCCAGACCGAUUUCUACUGCGUCAAAAUCACCGACCCAAUGAAACCAGGCGUUCCGUAUGCAGUCUAUAAAUCGCAAUGUUGGAAUCAGGAUUCCUUGUCAGUUACGCCAAUGAAUACCACUAAUGUUGAAAGUGGCCGUUGCUAUGACUUCGAAGGCGCCGAAAUUCCUCCCGUAAGGUAUAAAUAUUGCUUCUGUAGCAACGAGGACUACUGCAAUGAAGUGAGCGUUCUACCCAUUAUGGCCAGCAUCAUCAUUCCAAUCGUCUCACUGUUGCUCUAA
Haemonchus placei is the source of this 417-nucleotide messenger RNA. The record is from the annotation of a GenBank genome assembly. Lineage: Eukaryota; Metazoa; Nematoda; Chromadorea; Rhabditida; Trichostrongylidae.